AAAAAAGGCCAUAUCCCAUAUUUAUCAGAAUUGCAGCACUGCUCUUGCAGCUGCUCUCUGUCUCUGGGGAAAUUAGUCUUGUUUUUGCUUUAGCACUUGUAUUGUCUUUAUCUUGACCUCUUAUUUACCGUUUCUUCAGAUAGCAGAAUUUUUAUUAGCUUUACCUUUUUACAGCCUAGCUGGUGUGAGGUGUUAUAUUGUGGUCUGCGAUCCAACGUUGGACUUUGGUUUGAUCUUCACCUAUAACAAGAUAAAUUAGAGGACUAACCUUCAUAAUCCUCUAAGAUUUUACUGGUUUCACAUGAUUAAUUUAACCGUCUUGUGUACUUGUGAGUUCUAAAGCUGAAACUACAACACCAGAUAUUUGGAUUCUAUGACCGCUGGCUUUGUCUGUACCAGCAACCGUGGAGUAUCCUGUGGGUGUCCCUCCUCUCUGGAUGGGGAAGAGAACUCAAAGGAGGGAAUCAACAGGGCCCCGGUCACCUGGGCCAACAACUCCAACACGAGACACCAGGACAAUACGGGUGAAGAUGGUGCUGUUGGGAAGCUCUGGGGUGGGGAAGUCCAGUCUGGCAAUACGUUUCAGCAAGGAUGAGUUUAAAGGCACUUUACCCACCGUAGGCUGUGCCUACUUCACCCAGGUGGUGUGUCUGAGUGAUGUCACAUUUCACUUUGAGAUCUGGGACACGGCGGGACAGGAGAAAUACCACAGUGUUACCCCGCUGUACUACAGAGGAGCCCAUGCAGCACUGGUGGUGUACGAUAUCAGCAAACGAGAGAGCUUCAUAAGGGCCCAGAUGUGGCUUCGGGAGCUGGAGAAGCACUAUAUUCCGGCUUCCACCGUGAUGGUACUAGUAGGAAACAAGGGGGAUCUUUCAGAGCUGCGCCAGGUGACAUUACAGGAAGGGCAUAGUCUUGCCGUUGACAGAGGCUUGCUUUUUAUGGAGACCUCGGCCAAGUCAGGGAAUCAAGUCAGUGAACUGAUGCUGGCUAUUGCCCACAGGGUGAAGCGGUGUACGAGUGAGCAUCAAAGCGGUCUGACAGAGUGGCAGGAGACAGAGUUAGUGAACCUGCGCCGCUCUGAGACCCUACAGCACCCUCUUGCAUCCUGCUGCCCCUCCAUUGGACCCUAAUGUGUGUUGUGUGUGUGUGUGUCUGAUAUUUUUGUGAGGAACUGUAUGUUCAAAGAUUUAAGUUUAAGACAAUGACUUCUCAAUUACCCAAUAUCAGCUCAGUUAAUCCCUACCAUUGUGACAAUGAGUUGUCAUAAUGCUGCAUCAAAUGUACGUUAUCUGAGGGGCGUUGGCAGACACAAUGUAAGUAACUUAAUUUAUGUGCCCCUAAUUGCACUCUGUUUAUCUUGCAGCUAUUUUAUGCAGUACUCAUGUGCCUAUGAACCAGAGUUACAAUGUCAGCACUGAGGUGGUGUGCCCUAGUAGGAAGUCCACUGUGUUCAGCUCACCAUGUACUAUCAGCUCCAAUAUAAAUAACAUGAGCAAGUCUACUGCUGAUAAGCUCCCCAGUAAAUUAUUAAAAACAAUUAAGUAACCCAGAAAAGUGCUAGAAAUAGUCAAUAAUGUUCUUGUAACAGAUGACAUCUAUAUUCUGACUGUCUCUGACACUCACUUAGAUAAUACCUUUGAUGAUACAGUGAUGGCAAUACCUGGCUAUAACAUCUACCGAAAAUACAUAAAUGCCAACAGGGGUGGUGUUGUGGUCUAUAUUCAGAAUAUCAUUCCUGUAAAGCUUAGAGAGGAUCUCAUGUUAAAUCUUAUUGAAGUAAAAUGGCUACUAAAGCCCAUUCUUGUGGGAAGCUGCUAUAGACCACCAAGUGCUAACAGUCAGUAUCUGGAUAAUAUGUGUGAAAUGCUUGAUAAUGUAUGCGAUAU
Messenger RNA from Oncorhynchus mykiss (rainbow trout), 1889 nucleotides. Its product is annotated as ras-related protein Rab-17. NCBI's taxonomy places the organism in Eukaryota, Metazoa, Chordata, Actinopteri, Salmoniformes, Salmonidae. The record is from RefSeq and is a predicted model, not a curated record. Gene Ontology annotation, molecular function: GTP binding; GTPase activity.